AUGGAACUCAUUGGUCAUUACGAUUUCAUUCUAAAUGAUCAUCUCGAAAAAGUAAAAGCUUCUCAACAGAGCCAUAUGCGAAUGCAAGCACAUUAUUUGUCAAAUGAUAUCCAGAAUGAGUUUAUUCAGUGCUGUGCAGAUAAAGUCACAGAUGUGAUAUUAGAUGAGAGGGAGAAAUGCAAAUAUUUUUCAAUGAUUGUGGACGCAACGCCUGAUACAGCUCAUAUUGAGCAAAAUGUUUUUAUUUUAAGAUACGACUUACAGGACAAAUUGACAGGAAAAUAUGAGGUAAAAGAGAGAUUUCUGGAAUUUGUAGAUUGCAAUAAAAAAACUGGUGAAGAUAUUGCAAAUAUAAUUACUUCUACUCUUCAGAAACAUAAAAUACCACUGAUGUGCUGUCGUGGACAAGGAUACGACAAUGGGAGUAAUAUGAAAGGUUCAGUCAAGGGAGCACAAGCUCGAGUUCUUCAACAUUAUCCACUUGCUACUUACUCUCCCUGUGCUUGUCAUAGUCUGAAUUUAUGCGGUGCACAAGCUGCUGAAUGUUGUCCUCAAGUGAUAACUUUCUUUGGGAUAGUGCAAAAACUGUAUAACAUAUUUAGUAGCAGUCCUCAAAGAUGGGAAAUUUUAAAAAAAUAUAUUGGUUCGUCUUUUCAUAGCAUGUCCCAAACGCGCUGGUCAGCUAGAGUGGACUCCAUUAAGCCAUUCGCAACCCACCUUCCUGGUAUAAUCAAAUCAGUAGCUGAUAUAAGGAACCUAAAUUUGUCUAUAGAAAAUCGUGCUAAUCUAAAUGGGAUUAUUUCAUAUAUGGAAUCGUUUGAAUGCAUUCUGAUGUCUGCUAUAUGGUUCAAAGUACUUACUGCUAUCAAUUACACCAAUCUUGUAGAAGUGACCAACAUCAAACGACUAAUUGAUGAAUUAAAAACUCUUCGAGAUAAAUGGGAUUCUAUUAUGGUGGAGAGGAAUAUCAGUAGACGAUAUGAAGCUGCAUAUGAAAUUGACGAAACCUUUAACUUUCUCUGGAAGCAUAAUCAUUACGAGGAGGAAGAAAUUCGCCGAAGGAGUAAGGAUUUUGUGAAUAAAUACAAGGAUGAUGUUUCCAUGGAGCUGAUUGAUGAGCUUUUGCAUUUGAAAUUUAUCCAUGAUGUUAACAGCAAAAAUGAUUUGGACCCCUUUCUUCUUCUCAAUAAAAUCAACGACCUGAAACUUAUAUGUCUUUUCCCCAACAUUUGUAUUGGCCUGAGAAUUUUUUGUACAUUACCAGUUACGGUAGCACAAGCUGAACGGUCUUUUAGCAGACUGGCGCUUAUAAAACAUGAUCUAAGAUCAACAAUGACGCAAGGUAGAGUUUCUGGCUUGGGAAUUUUAGCGAUGGAGUGUGAUUUAGCAAAAAAGAUCAAUUUUGACAGUGUAAUUGCUGAUUUGCCAGUAGGAAAGCGAGGAAAGUUUUAA
Messenger RNA from Hydra vulgaris (swiftwater hydra), 1452 nucleotides. NCBI's taxonomy places the organism in Eukaryota, Metazoa, Cnidaria, Hydrozoa, Anthoathecata, Hydridae. The record is from RefSeq and is a predicted model, not a curated record.